This is a messenger RNA of Podospora anserina S mat+, 600 nucleotides long. RefSeq lists its product as uncharacterized. Lineage: Eukaryota; Fungi; Ascomycota; Sordariomycetes; Sordariales; Podosporaceae. The record is from RefSeq and is a predicted model, not a curated record. Bases 1 to 600 code for a protein of 199 amino acids. The transcript has 3 exons.
AUGAAGUACUCUGCUGCUCUGGUCUCCUUGGCUCUCGCCACCAGCGUCGCCGCCCAGGGCUUGGCUGAUCUUCCCGAAUGCGCUCGUGAUUGUGCCACCCAGUACCUCCGUGGUGGGAUUGGCAACUGUGGUAGCGACCCCGAGUGCAUCUGCAAGAACAGCACCUUCCUCGACAGCAUCGCCUGCUGCCUCGUCGACGUCUGCAAUGAGGCGGACCAGAAGACCGCUGUUUCCGUUGCUGCGACGCUCUGCAAGGCCUUCGGUGUCAAUGAUCUCCCCACCGCUGUGACCUGCGCUACUGUCAGCCCCUCGGCCACCACUCCCGUUAGGACCUCGACUCGUGCCACUACCGCUGCCAACACUGACACCGCCGUGACCACCCCCGCCGGUACCGCUACCACCGAGGCCACCGAUGCUCCCAGCACCACCGAGACUGAUGCCCCUGAGGAGUCGUCCGCCACCGAGACCGAGACCGACGCUGAUGCUCAGGAUGCCUCUAGCACCAGCACCAGCACCAGCACCAACUUCGGCCCCCGUCCCACCGUCGCCGCCGGCUUGGGUGCCAUUGGUGGUCUUGCUGCUGCCUUUGCUCUCCUCUAA